Messenger RNA from Mesitornis unicolor (brown roatelo), 1189 nucleotides. RefSeq names its product oxidoreductase NAD-binding domain containing 1 (gene OXNAD1). Gene Ontology annotation, cellular component: mitochondrion. Lineage: Eukaryota; Metazoa; Chordata; Aves; Mesitornithiformes; Mesitornithidae. The transcript is spliced from 7 exons. Gene Ontology annotation, molecular function: oxidoreductase activity. The record is from RefSeq and is a predicted model, not a curated record. Bases 27 to 977 code for a protein of 316 amino acids.
GCGAUUCUGAAGACGGCCCAGUCGUCAUGGCUCACGCUACUGUUUAUGUGGGUCUUACUGUUCCUCAAUUACUGAGAGGUGCUAGCAGAGUUUUUCCCACUCAUUCUGCACUGGUGAGGUUGAGGCACUCUGCUUUUUGUUACUGCACAGUGAACGGCACAAUACAGUCAAAGAGAAAAAUGGAUCAUUUAGAGAGGACGGCCAAUAAUUUUCGUCAAGAGGUAAUUUCACAAGCAAAAGUGUGUGGAAUCACCAAUGAAUCGGAGACAGUCAAAAGACUUCGUUUGGCUGUCGCAAAUAAAGAGUUUACUUUCAAAGCAGGACAGUGGGUUGAUUUCUUUAUUCCUGGAGUUUCUGUAGUUGGGGGAUUCUCAAUAUGUUCAAGCCCUGGCCUGUUGGAACGAGAAGGAAUAUUAGAGCUGGCAGUAAAGGACACUGUUCAUCCUCCCGCUCACUGGAUUCACACUGAGUGUACUCUUGACUCAGAAGUGGCUCUGCGAGUGGGAGGUGAUUUCUUCUUUGAUCCUCAGCCUGGUGACUCCCCUGUAAAACUUGUGCUGCUAGCAGGGGGUGUUGGAAUUAACCCGUUGUUUUCUAUACUGCUGCAUGUAGCAGAUCUUCUUGGAUACCAAGAGAGUAAAGGAAAUGGCUACAAAAUGGGAACAGUGAAGCUGUACUACAGUGCAAAAAAUACAAGCGAACUCUUAUUUAAGAAAAAUAUUCUUGGUUUGAUGAAUGCAUUUCCUGGAAAGAUCACAUGUCGUUUCCACGUUACCCGGCAGAGUUCACAGAUCUGCAAAGAACUUCAGCCAUAUGUUACAGAGGGAAGAAUAUCUGAAGAGGAUCUCGAAAAACACGUAUCUAAGGAUACUUUAUGGUACAUCUGCGGUCCACCUCCAAUGAUAGAAUCUAUAUCCAAACUACUGUCCACCAUCGGUGUUCCUAGAAACUGUGUUUUCUUUGAGAAAUGGUGGUAGUGGCACUUGCUGAAAAGAAAAUAUGUUAUUUGUUUCCAGUGUAAGCUGAAAUGUACUGAAAAUGGACUAUGAAUUAUUUGGAAGAUUUUACUUCAUACAUGAAGAUGUCUUCAAUCACGAUGGUGUUCCUUUAAUUUAACUAUAACACACUUGUAACAUAGUGCUGCUGCUUUUCGGGGAAGAAUGAUUUUAUAUUAAAGACAUUAACUGUU